AUGAGCUUAGAGAAUGAAGACACGCACUCACCAGAUCAGCCUACUGAAACGGAUAACGAAAUUCAAAAGAAGUCGAAAAUAUCAUAUACGAGAGAAUUCCUACUGUCGUUUUGUGAAUUAGAUAUCUGCAAGAAGUUGCCAAGUGGGUUCGACCAGUCAAUUAUAAGUGAGUUCGAGGAUGCUUUCAAAGAUCGGCAAAGGAUAUCUAGUGGUUUGUCAUCACAUAGUUUCAGGCGAAAUGAGUAUGGUUCGUCCCCACCCACGAGAGGGGAUGUAGCCGGUUAUUCGCGGGCAAUCCCUGGAAGGUGGGAAAGUCGUUCCACUGGACGGAGUGAUAAAGAUAGUGACUCGCAAUCUGAUAGGGAUUCAGAUUCUGGAAGGCAUUAUGGGAAGCGGUCUUGGCAGGUUCCUGAGCAUGAUGGACUACUCGGAAGUGGUUCCUUUCCAAGACCUGCUGGGUUUACUGCAGGGAUAUCAGCACCAAAAGUUCGACCUAAUGAUGCGUACCAGCUCAAUAAAACAAACGAGCCAUAUCACCCUCCCCGCCCGUACAAGGCAGCACCUCACUCGCGGAGGGAGAUGACUGACUCAUUGAAUGAUGAAACGUUUGGUUCGUCUGAGGUUACAAGUGAGGAUAGAGCAGAAGAGGAAAGAAAGAGAAGAGCUUCGUUUGAAUUGAUGAGAAAAGAACAGCAGAAAGCAUUUCAAGAAAAGCAGAAGCUGAAGCCAGAGAAGAACAAAGGUGAUUUUGACUUUGCCACACUGUUGGAUGAUUCCAAAGAUGAGAAGAGACUUUUGCAUAGAAGCAGUGAAAUAGAAGAGCCUCUUAUACCACCAGUUUCAAAUAAUGAUGCUGAAAAGUCUACUUUUCUCUUGCAAACUCCUGCACCCAGACCUCUUGUACCCCCAGGUUUUGCAAGCACAGUCUUGGAAAGAAAUCUUGGAGCAAAGUCCUUGAGCCAUCCCCAUGAAGUGGAGGUUGGGAGUUCUGAACUUGAUGAAAAUAUUUUGCAUACCAAAAGUAAACUUGUUUUAAAUGGGACUUCUGAUAAUCAAGUGGAGAAACAAUCAGCUGAACAAAUGGUGUUGGGCAAGCAGCAACAUGGAAGUGCAAGUACUCAUGCCUCGGUUGAUAGCAUGAGUGAGAAGAAUCCAAAUUUGUCACCACCCCAAGGUGCCUAUAAUAAGAUGAUUGGCAUUGAUAGUCAAUUAUACGAUACAUCGAAUACAUCGCAAGAUUUAGAAGCCUCAAAAAAUAGUGAAGUGAUUGAUCUCAAUGCUGAAAAGCUGGCCGGGAAUAAGAUUGUUGGUGAAUCCAAUGAAGGUCAUUCUACAUCAAUACUGGAAAAGCUCUUUAGCAGUGCUGGAGCAUUAAACGGUGUUGGCUCCUCUAAGAUAAGUGAGCAUCAUGAUAGUAAAGCAGAUGAGACAUGGAGCCCUGACACUGUCCAGUCUUCCAAGUUUGCUCAUUGGUUUCAUGAAGAAGAAAAGAAAUCGGGUGAUGAUCUCUCAUCUGGAAGGCGAAAUGACUUACUUUCAUUGAUCGUUGGUGGUGAAAAAGGUGGACCCCACAUUUCUGAUGGGAUACAUGAUCACAGUCUUCCUACUUUUUCUUCCCAAAACUCUGAACCGGCAGACAGGCUUAUGACAUCAGAUUUAGUAUCUCCAACAGUUGGUAACACCAAGCAACCAUUUAAAAAAAAUAAACCAGAGGCAGUUUCGGCGGUCCUUACUUGUGAAGACCUUGAACAAUCGAUUCUGUCUGAAAUUAGUGAAAGUGGUCCAGACUUGCAGCCCCCUGUUCAAAGGUGGGCUUUACCUGGUAAAAAGCCCGAGCAGCUGAAAGCUAAUGUCGAUAAUCAUGCGUCCCAGCACCUACUUUCACUGUUGCAGAAGGGAACAGGCUUGAAAGAUAUGGAACCAUCCCCUAAUCAAGAAACAACAUUUUUUGAAAAAUUACAUGACAUUGAAGGAACAACUAUUGGCAGUGCAGUUCACAGUUCAAAAGAGGACAAUGCUGAAAAUGCUUCUGAUUCAGGGAAGAGUCUGACUCUUGAAACACUCUUUGGAACUGCUUUUAUGAAAGAGUUACAAUCAGUCGGAGCUCCGGUUUCUGUUAAAAGGGGCCCAAUUGGGUCUGCAAGGGUAGAUGUUGUAGAGCCUCAGGGGUUACCUUUUCCCGUGAUAGAUAACAGUCCUCUUCCAUCUGCAAAUGAAAUUGGACCGAACACAACUAGCCAUAGUAGUAAUGACUUGACAGCACAUAGAAGGAAGCAAACAAAAUCAGAUAAGAUAGAAGAGCGGUUGCUAGGCUUUGACAAUCCUCAAAUUGAACUAGGUUCAUCACAGGUCGGAACGGACUUGGGGUCUAAGAUUGGUGUCUUUGAUGGGCCUGCCGAUUUUCGACUUCCUGAAGAGGAUAGCUUGAUUACAGUCAGUGAACCAUUGAACAUCCAAAAUUUUAUGUCUUCUGGGAAUCUAGUGAAAAACAAAUUGUUCUCCUCCCCAAACACACAAGUUGACAUUGCUGAAAAAUUGGCAGCUAUGAAUUCGGCCUUUAAAGAUGAAAGGAGUAUCAUGGUAAGCCAAGAAGGUCCGCCUUUUCUUCGUGGUCCUUAUGAUAUGAGAGAGCCUGAUCUCCCAUAUCAGAACCUUCAUGUUCAGCCAUCAUCUCAACAGCUCCAUCAUCCUCAGUUGAAUCAUGGGGGUUCCUUGUUCCAUCAAUUAGAUUCUCAUCCCGCUAAUAUCAAUUCUCAGAUGAAUUUUAUGGCGCCAGAGGGCAUUAUCCGAAGUGAUCCUCCACCAAACCAUCAAUUUCAUGCAAAUAUGGUUCGUCCACCUUUUCAUCAUGCAAACGCCGGGCAAUCUGGGUUUGAUGCUCAUGCCCAUCACCCUAUGUUGCAACAGAUGCACCUACCAGGCAACUUUCCUCCACCUCACCUGCUACAAGGAUUAUCCAAUGCUCAACCCCUGCCUCCUCAUCCCAACCGGGGUGCACCUCUUCCUGCUCAUCCAAGCAGUCAGGUGAAUAGUUUUAUGCAAGAAAUGAACCCAAUGCCAGGUUUUCCUUAUGGUCCCCGGCAGCCCAACUUUGGUGGUCAUGGAAUGCCGUCACCUGCUCCUGAUGUUGCUGGUGGAAGCAACCAUCCAGAGGUACUCCAAAGGCUCAUGGAGAUGGACUUAAGGUCAAAUUCGAAACAGAUUCGCCCAUUUGCUGCUGGUGGACAUACUCAAGGGAUGUACGGACAUGAACUUGACAUGGGUUUCGGGUACAGGUAG
Molecule: messenger RNA, 3279 nt
Organism: Prunus armeniaca (apricot)
Lineage: Eukaryota; Viridiplantae; Streptophyta; Magnoliopsida; Rosales; Rosaceae
Source: the annotation of a GenBank genome assembly